AUGGGGGACGGGGAGGCCACAGUGUUAGGACUGCUGGUCACGGAAACACAGAGCGGGGAAAGCAGAGAGCUGCUGAGGAGGGGGAAACGUGCACCGAGCCAUUUUCUUGGAGGAGCCAGUGCCGUUGAUGGGAAGAGGAUGCAUUGUGGGCUGCUGGAGGAGCCUGAUAUGGAUUCCACAGAGAGCUGGAUUGAAAGAUGCCUCAAUGAAAGUGAGAGCAAACGCUACUCCAGCCACACGUCUCUGGGGAACAUGUCCAACGACGAACAUGAGGAAAAAGAAAAUAACAGAGCCUCAAAGCCACAUUCAACACCUGCUACUCUGGAAUGGUUAGAAGAAAACUAUGAGAUAGCCGAAGGUGUGUGUAUCCCCAGAAGUGCCCUCUACAUGCAUUACCUAGACUUCAGUGAGAAGCACGACACGCAGCCUGUGAACGCAGCCAGCUUUGGAAAAAUUAUAAGGCAGCAAUUUCCAGCACUGACUACCAGAAGACUGGGGACAAGAGGGCAGUCCAAGUACCACUACUAUGGCAUCGCGGUGAAGGAGACCUCCCAGUACUAUGAUGUGAUGUACUCCAAAAAGGGGGCGGCGUGGGUGAACGAGACGGGGAAGAAAGAGGUCACGAAGCAGACAGUGGCGUAUUCACCGCGCUCCAAACUGGGGACGCUCCUGCCAGAGUUUCCAAAUGUCAAAGACCUAAAUUUGCCUGCCAGCCUGCCAGAAGAGAGGGUGUCAACCUUUAUAAUGAUGUACAGGACACACUGUCAGAGGAUACUGGACACUGUUAUUCGCGCCAACUUUGACGAGGUCCAGAGCUUCCUGCUGCACUUCUGGCAGGGAAUGCCGCCUCACAUGCUCCCCGUCCUCGGCUCCCCCACAGUGGUAAACAUUGUGGGAGUUUGUGACUCCAUCCUCUAUAAGGCCAUUUCUGGGGUACUGAUGCCCACCGUCCUGCAAGCACUGCCUGACAGUUUAACUCAGGUUAUCCGAAAAUUUGCCAAACAGCUUGAUGAGUGGCUUAAAAUAGCACUUCACGACCUUCCAGAAAACCUGAGAAACAUAAAAUUUGAAUUGUCAAGGAGAUUCUCCCAGAUUCUGAAACGGCAAACAUCACUAAACCAUCUAUGUCAGGCGUCCCGGACUGUGAUAAACAGUGCCGACAUCACAUUUCAAAUGCUGGAGGACUGGAGGAAUGUGGACCUGAACAGCAUCACCAAGCAGACACUUUACACCAUGGAGGACUCGCAGGAGGAGCACAGACAUCUCAUUAUCAACUUGUAUCAAGAGUUUGACCGUUUAUUGGAGGAGCAGUCUCCCAUCGAGGCGUACAUAGAGUGGCUGGACACCAUGGUGGACCGCUGCGUUGUCAAGGUGGCAGGGAAGAGGCCCGGGUGCCUGAAGAAGGUGGCCCAACAGUUCCUGCUGAUGUGGUCAUGUUUUGGUACCAGAGUCAUCCGGGACAUGACCCUCCACAGUGCGCCCAGCUUCGGGUCCUUCCACCUGAUCCAUCUCAUGUUUGACGAUUAUGUUCUUUAUCUGCUGGAGUCGCUGCACUGCCAGGAGAGGGCCAACGACCUCAUGAGGGCCAUGAAAGGCGAGGGCAGCACGGCAGAGCGGGAGGAGGAUUUCACCAUGACAGAAACCGCCCCCACCUCCCCGUCUCCUGGCUCUUACUCCCCGACCCGGUCGGUUCACUCUGUGGGCGUGUCCUCGGCCAGCUCCCCCACGGCGGCCGUGUCCCCCGAGUACACCGGGGUCCCCGCCACCACAGGCGCUGUUCAGUCAUAUACCUGGUCCCUUACGUACACAGUGACAACGGCAGGCGGCUCCUCCCCCGAGGCCGGCCAGCAGCUGUCCUGCAUGAGGAGCAGCGCCCCAGUCCCUUCUCCAUCCUCCACCCACAGGAUGCCAGUCUACACCCACAGAGACGAGCACGGGUAUACGGGUAGCUACAACUACAGCGGUUACACCAACCAGCAUCCCCACGCCAUUCAGAGCCAGUACCCGAGUCUGGCCCACGAGCCAGCCAUCCCGGCCCCCCUCCACUACUCCGCCUACCACCGCUCAUCUGCACAGUACCAGCAGAUGUCUCGAAUGGAGCCUUGUUUGAUGGGCAGCACUCCUCGUUUGCACCCCACACCUGUCGCCCCCCGGUGGCCAGAUGUGUCCCCUGCCAACAGCUGUUACACCAGCCCACCUAUGCAUUCGUCCCGAUACGGCACCUCCGGGGACAUGUACUCUCCCCUUGGCCCUCGCAGGAACUCAGAGUAUGAGCACUCGCAGCAUUUCCCUGGCUUCGCCUACAUCAACGGGGAGGCCACCACAGGCUGGGCCAAAUAGAGUCCAGACACUUAUUCGGACAUUUGUGAACAAGCUCCACGCCUGAAAAGCCGACAGGGGCAAGGUCCCCGGACACUUUCAGCAAAGGGCAUCCAGAAUAAGGAGCAGGGGCCGAGAAGUACCGGCGUCUGGUCGCACUGACAAUUCGAAAAGACACAUUCCAUCAGUCGCUCUGAUGAUUGUGGCAUCAUUUGUUCAGAAGGGGAAAUAUGAAAUCCUAAAGAUAUUCAAAACUUGCAGCUAAAUCGUUUGAAGAGUGCAAUGCUGCUGCCAAGCUGUGCCUUUGUUUUGAGGAAUGUACGCCUGCCAGAGUUUUCCUCGUCGGUGCACGACGUCGUCCCACCAACCAGCAGUGGUCACGGACUUCAGUACAAUCCCAGAGACAGAGCGUUCUCCUCCCGUUGUUCAGCACUGUGCAGCAUCCUGCCGCCAUGAGCUGCACCGUCUUAACCCUCGGUGACCUUCAUCGAUGUGUUAAGGUGUUGUCUUUUUUAAUAGUUUUUUUUAUGAGUAAGUGCUGUGACUUAAAAAACAAGAGUACUCUGUUGCAAGCUUUUCGGCUAUUUUCUUGUGACUGU
Molecule: messenger RNA, 2918 nt
Organism: Menidia menidia (Atlantic silverside)
Lineage: Eukaryota; Metazoa; Chordata; Actinopteri; Atheriniformes; Atherinopsidae
Source: the annotation of a GenBank genome assembly